AUGUUCUCAGGUUAGCACCAAAAAAAUCCUUGCUCUAGAAGACGACUGUAAUGAGAAAAUUUGUUUAGCGAAGAAAUGAGUUGUUUGUAUAGUUGAAACCUUUACGCAAGGCUCUAAAACUGAUGUUUGAUUUAAAACACGUGUAACAGAGCAAGUCAGUCCAGAUUUGAGCCUAGUGAUUAUUAAUCCCUCUAUAAGAACAAGAACAGUUUGUUACACGUCUGGACAAUAGUACAGAAAACAGACAUUUUUAUCUGUGACAAAUCAAGAAGAAUGCUUUGGGUUCCAAAAAGGAGAUUUAUUAGAAGCUUACAGGACUUUCUUAACUCUGUUGACUUCCUAUUUGGCUAUGUCGUCUGCCCUUUGUAUAAUGCUGCAUGGAUUGUUGAAAGUUUUAUGAUACUGGUACUGUAUUCAGUUUUAAUGUUACUUGAUUUUAUUGCUGAACUCCUGUCUAUAAGUAGCACAAUGAAUCGAGUGCUCAGAGGGAUAGCCAUACUUCUGAUCCUAUUUUGCAUUCCACUACUUCUCUACAGUCUAGGAUUAAUUCUGUUUGGCACAUUAAGGGCUGUACUAUGUAUUUUAAUUGUAAUGUUUGGCUUCAUACCAGUGUUGUUCAGAUAUACAUACCCCCUGCAGAGAACAGUCAUAUUCCUUAAUUUUGUAAAAUGGCCUCACAUUGAAGACUUGCGUACCCCCGAUAAAUAUGGGCUGUCAGCAACUAGAAACUUCUAUAUUACAACUGAUGAAGGUGUCACCCUUGGAAUGUGGCAUAUAUUGCCAGCAUCAUUAAUGAAUGAUUCAAUAAAUGCUAAUGACUCAUUCUAUGAAGAAGCUCUGAGUCAUGGAGAGCCAGUGAUAGUGUACAUGCAUGGCAACUCAGGUUCCCGAGGCAGCCCACACCGUCUAGAGUUGUACACUCUACUUAGGAACAUGAAUUAUCAUGUUGUUGCUUUUGACUACAGGAGUUAUGGUGAUUCAAGUCCUGUUUCUCCUUCAGAAAUGGGUGUAGUGAGUGAUGGGAAAUAUGUGUUCAGCUGGGUUCAGGAAAGAGCAAAGGCAUCUCCACUGUAUGUGUGGGGUCAUUCUCUUGGCACAGGUGUGUCUUCACAUGCUUUGUCUUUGCUUGCCCAAGAAGGAAAGAAAGCAGAUGGAUUGAUUCUGGAAUCACCAUUUAACAAUCUUAGGGAUGAGCUUAAGGAACAUCCAUUUUCAAAGCUGUACAGACAGUUGCCAUGGUUUGAGUUCUUCUUUGUGGAUCCUGUUGGAGAAAACCAGCUAUUGUUUGAGACAGACAGACAUUUGGGAAGUAUCAAAUCACCAGUCCUGAUACUGCAUGCUGAGGAUGAUAUGGUUGUGCCGUUCCUGUUGGGGAAGAGGCUGUACAACACUGCCAUUCAGAUACGACCUAAAGAUGCUGGCCGUGUUGAAUUUGUUCCAUUUGACAAGAAUUAUAAAUAUGGACAUAAAUACAUCUACAAAUCACCUGACCUGCCGCAAAUUAUUUUAAGAUUUGUUAUGCAGAAAAAGCUGGAUUGAUCAGUGAUGAUUGAUAAUACAAAAUGAAUAUUUCAAGCGAUUUACCUUGUUUGUGUGUACAUUGUGAGAAUGAAGUAUUACAUCAUGCUGCUCUGGAUGUGAACAGUAACAGGCCCGUGACAUGAUGAUUUGAGCAGACUGCAGUACUGCCAUUGGCCAGGAUGGCAGGAAUUGGAAACAGUUUGAUGAAAUGUGGUGACAGAGUGCAGAGUAUUCCAAACACGUAAAAAUUUACUUCACUGUAUUAGUGUUAUGUAAAUCAUAUUCACUCUGGUGUUUGCUAUUGUUAUCAUUUUUUGUAUUUGAGAUCUAAAUUAUAACAUGUGUCCAGAUUUGAUGUGAUACUGUUGUAUCAUUCCUUGUAUAAAACUAAAGCCAAAGACUUCUCAUAUCCUUUUACUUGAGCUACAUAUCACCCCAGUGAAUAUUCUGAUCUGGAAACUGAGAGCAUGAUUCUUAUUUCAGGUUUAAUAUGAAUUUAAUUAAUUUUAAGUGAUACUGAUCAUUGUAGAUAUGGAUCUUAUAUUUUGGUGUCUUGUAAGUUGUAAGUUUUAAGUAUCUAGUGUUUCAGUUAAAAUGAUGUAUGGCAUGACUGUGAAACAGGUCACAGAAAUAAUUAUUUGGCAAAUUAUGUGUUAUUUGGUAUUUACAAAUGAAAAUUCCUUUUUCAUAGACAUAAAUUCUGUUCAGCACUAUUACAGGACACAAAAUUUGAGAUAAAUAAGAUUUAAUUUUUAGAUAAGAUGGCUGCAAGAUUGACUAAGAAGAGCUGCAUAUAUAAUUAAAUAUGCAAAGAAUGGAUGUAGAAAAAACUCAGGAGGUUAGGCAACUAUGGUAUUAAUAGGAAGAGAGAACAUAUGAAUCCAAAAUUUCUGAUUCACUGUGUACCAGCUGGAAGACAUGGGAGGAGGAUACAAGAAACACAAUAGGAAGGGGAAUGUGUUAAGUGAUGGAAGGAGAACAUUUGAAGGAAGAAGACUGAAAUGGUUGACAGUUACUAAAUAUGAGAAUAGGCAACUAUGAAAAUGAGAAAAUAAAUUACACAACAUUUUGACACCCUUCCUCAUGCCACUAUGAAGUUGUAAGGGAAUGUGAUGGUUCCAUGCAGAAAGUCUCAGGUUUGAGACCAACCAGAUCAAAGCCAUCUUUUGCUGCAAGCUGUGUUUCCUCAUCCAUAGCAAAGUAAGGAACAAACUGUGUGUGUUAGGAAUACCAGACCCCCAUCACAGCUGCAGAAAGUCUAAAAGGGGAAGAAGUAUGCUAUAAUAGAGAAAUAAAUAUCCUGGAACUGCGUUCUUUUUAAGAGCAAAUAGAUUUUUGGCAUAAAUAUAAUUGGAUUAGUGAUUUUUUUACUCUUUUAGUUCUAGCCUUCUUUAUUUUACAGAAUAGAACCAUAUAAUCUAUUAACUGUAUUUUUAAGUUUUAUUUUAUUGAAAUUAAGUGUAGUGAUAUAUAUGUGCAUUUUGUUUUCUACAUCACAAAAUUGAGAACAACAUAACAGAAAUUUUUCUAACUCUUUAGGCUUGUGACCACUAUAAUAUUGUGAUACUUAUGCUGAGAAUGUUUCUGACAUGAAAAUAACUUAUGGAGAUGUUUUUCUUUUCCUUAGUUUUGACCAAAUAUGAAACUUUUUUAAGAAGUAUGCUACUUUGUCUUUCAUUCUGAUUCUGAAAAAUUAUACAAUGUGUACCUGAUAUUUAUGUUUUGAUAUCUGCAUAAUUAAGGAUGUAAUGUUUUUGAAUUUUUGUAAUGUGGUUAGAAGAAAUGGUGAAACAUCUGUAGUACUGUUUUCAAGAGGCCAAGAAAAUAAUUUUUUUAAAAAAAAUUGGUAGUAAAGUGUAAUAUCCUUCUGGUAAAAAUAUCAGAGCCAAUGUUAUUGAGACAGUGAAAUACUUGUGUGGUAAACACAAGUUUCUGAGUAAUUUCUAUUUUUUUGCAUACAUUGUGUCACAGAGUUGUGACUUCUGUAUCAUUACACAAUUCUGCGAAGUUUGAUUUUUGUAGAUAUUUUAUAAUGAUAACAGACUCUUUUCAAAAUAUCUUUUACUGAAUAGAUUAGUGUUGCUAUAAUGCUUCAGACCUGUAUUCUAGAAAUACUCGGUUUGAAUUGUCCCCAUGUUACUGGCUAUUCUUACUGAUGAACCGUUACCGCUUAGUCUUUCAAGGUAAAUACCAUGAGGCUACGGGGAGGAUAUUUGUUAGUUUUGACAGUCAUGCUCAUUCUGCUGUAUGCAAUGACUGUUGAUUGCUGUGAGUCACUCGUAUGUGAUAUUUACAUGUGGCUAAGUGUUCUAAAAGAUUUUCUGUGUGUUGGGUGUGGAUAAGUUUACACUACAGUGUUGUGUGAAAGGAUUGCAAGAGCUGCAAAACUACUGAAAUUGCAGCCAUACAAACCAUGUGUUCCAGUAGUAUCUGGUAUCUUAUGAUCCCAAGUAGAGUUUCUUAUGUGAGGUUUGAUUUUAUUUGAACAUACAAAAUAAUAUUCUGGGGCAUAGGCUGUUUGUCUUACAACAAAGUUAUGUUAAUAUUGGAUAUUAACAUUUUGGUAUCCUAUCAACAUACCAGUUAACUUUAUUAAUAAGAUUCUGAAUAGUUCCUUUGAUAACUCAAACCCUAGGAAACUUCUUCCUGAGUUAUCCCUGGUUUUUCCUAGCAGACUAACACUUUGUGUAAGUUUUGUAUAAAAGCACACAAAGCUGUAGAGGUAACUUAUCCAUGUCAAUCAAAAAGGCAUCUUCCACAACACUGAGUAAUGUGAAUAUCACAAGGGAGUAUAUUAUCAUUUCCUGUUAUCACUCGUGCUGAGUUGCAGCAACCAGCGCGUUGUUCACAUGUGGUGGAAAGGGUGUGCUGUGUUCACAGCUGCCUAGUGGCCUAAGUGUAUUAACCUCUGUUGUUGAAACAGAAUGUUUAAAUGAUUAAAAAUUACUGUCAUGAAAGAUCUUUGAAAACGUGAUUGUUAAGCAGGAAUAAAAGUAAACUCUCUGCAAGUACAGACAAAAUGAAGAAGUAUGUGAAUGAAAUGAUGGUUAUCAAAAGUGAGAUUUUAAAACUGGGAAACAUUCAGCAGUUGUACUAAAGAAGUUUCACUGUUUUGAGGAAUAUUGUGUUAUGAUCCUAGUUUGUUUAAGAGUUGUACCAUUUCUAGUCCUGACAUUUAGGUCCAUAUUAGGACCAGUGUUUUAGUACUGCUUUUGUUUACAUUUAAGUAUAUAUUUGUAGCCAACCCUUGUGAUCACUCAUCUAAGGAUUCCUACCAAAUAUCUAAGUAGAUCAAGUAACCUCCCAUGUGUGAGAAGGCCAAGGUAUGUCAGAGACUGUAGAGCCACAGAUGAUGAUAAUUUGUAGCCAAGAUAUGAUUCCUAGUUUGUAGUUAGUAGAAUUGAUUGAUAAUGUUAUAAUGGUAAGAAUGUUGUCUCUUCUUUUUGCUAUUCUUGCAUCAGACAUAUAGAGUUGGCACAGUUCUUGUCCUUCCACAAGCAUACAUAUACAUUAUUUACUGUUUAAGCGUUAAUUAGCCAAUAUUUUGCGGGAUUUCAAGACAGUUUCUUCGUCUUUCUCCUCUUCCCCUGAACAGAUUUACCUGUAUUCAAGUGGCACCAAGGUUGAAUUUUGGCUGGGUAAUUAUUUGUCCUGACAGGUUUUUUCUGUGGUUUCCCUCGUCCUUCCAAAUUUUAUACUUCUUGUCACAUUUGACACUAAAUAUACAUUCUCUCUGAUUCUUUGAGCUUGAUUUGUUUAGGGUUUUUAAGGCCUUAUUUACAUUUAUUGCAUAGAGAUUCAAUUUUUUUGUGUAUUGUGUAUGGAGCCAUAUUCUGUAAUUUGUAAAACUACUGGUGUGUCAUAUGAAUUAAUAAUGAAAUAUCCAUAAUUUCUUGAAACAUUUAUUUGUGUAAACAUAUGUAAUCAGUUAAACAACAGGUCAUGCUGACACAUGGUCACUGUAAUUUUAGCUCUCUUGGGGUUUUAAAUAGAGCUGUUAAUCAGUUAAAAUGUUUAAGUGAUUAAUCAGGAAAAUACUUGGUUAAUAUAAAUGACAUGAAAAAUGCCAACUAAUUUAUUUGGAAGUAAGUAAUGGACAUAUGAUAUAAAGUCUGAACUUGGACAAAAUUUGUUCAGCAUGUUUUCAAAAUAGAUGAGAGAGACAAGUGAAUGGUUUCUUGCAUCAACAUAAGUUAUAAGAUUUUAAAAUACAGAAUUUUAAUAAAUUACGUAGCCAUGGCCACACCACAAGAUUGAGGUAAAAUGCAGUGUUACCAGUUAUGGGACCAGGGCAAUGAGGCCCACACUCUUCUUUCAACAAAUGACAAUUGUCCUACAUUGCCUAGUUUGUUGCAUUAGUAGUAAAUAAAAGGAUGAAAGAAAAUUAAAAACUGAAAAAAGCAGUUUAUUAUUAUUUAUUUAAGUUCUGUACAUUAUUUUAAUGCUGAUGUACCUUUGAUGGUGUUGUCUGGUAACAGUGGGGAAUCAGCCCAAGAUUCAGUUUUGUGACCAUGGCUUCAGUAGAUUUAUGUCAUGAAUAAACAAUACAGCAAAUUUUUGUGAUAUCUGAGGCCAACAUUUUGCUUUUGGAAUUUCAGAAAUAAGUGGAAUAAUAUAAUGUCUACUAAAUAAUUAGCAGAAACAAAUUUUGAUUAUAAAAUUAAUUGAUCUUGACAGCUCUAGUUUCAAAUACUGAAGAUGCGGCACUGAUCAAAUUAAAGGCAUUUUUCUAGAAUUCCGGGUAGCAGCGCUGCUGUAAUCACAUACAAUGCCAGAAAUAAUUAUAGUAUGGGCAGUUGGUACCCAGAACACAUUACUUUUUAGUAAUGAUUUGUAUGAGUCAUUGAAGCAUUUGAUAACCAUUAAGUGCAAUAAUAUCAUUAAAUAUCUCUUGUGAACGGUGCUGUUUGAACAACUGGUUCGUCCCAAAUCUUGGUCCGUUAUGUUAGGAUUUGUGUAAAUGUAGAGUAAAAUGAUGAAAUAAAAACUGAUAAUUUA
This is a messenger RNA of Zootermopsis nevadensis, 6519 nucleotides long. Its product is annotated as lysophosphatidylserine lipase ABHD12. Gene Ontology annotation, biological process: monoacylglycerol catabolic process; phosphatidylserine catabolic process. Lineage: Eukaryota; Metazoa; Arthropoda; Insecta; Blattodea; Termopsidae. The record is from RefSeq and is a predicted model, not a curated record. Gene Ontology annotation, cellular component: endoplasmic reticulum membrane. Gene Ontology annotation, molecular function: monoacylglycerol lipase activity; phosphatidylcholine lysophospholipase A1 activity.